This is a messenger RNA of Neogale vison (American mink), 2979 nucleotides long. It is a transcript of the gene ZNF143, whose product is annotated as zinc finger protein 143. Gene Ontology annotation, cellular component: transcription regulator complex; PcG protein complex; nucleus. The transcript has 16 exons. The record is from RefSeq and is a predicted model, not a curated record. Bases 399 to 2315 code for a protein of 638 amino acids. Gene Ontology annotation, molecular function: DNA-binding transcription factor activity, RNA polymerase II-specific; RNA polymerase II cis-regulatory region sequence-specific DNA binding. Gene Ontology annotation, biological process: central nervous system development; regulation of transcription by RNA polymerase II. Lineage: Eukaryota; Metazoa; Chordata; Mammalia; Carnivora; Mustelidae.
AAAACAAACAAAAAGAAACAAGCUAAAUAUAUGUCAUAUGUCAAAUAUUAAGUGCUAUGUAGAAAUAUAAAGGAAGGAAGAGGGCUAGGGUAUAUCAUGAUUGGGAGGGCAGCUUGAAAUGAAGUGAACAAGGAAGCUCUCAUUGGGACGACAACAGUAAACAAAGACUUGGAGAAAAUGAGGGAAUAACAGUGAAGAGACUGUAAAGCACGUUUCGGGCAGAAGGAACAUGAAAUGUAAAGGUUGCGAGGCAACAUCACCCUGUAUGUUUGAGCAAAAGGAGGGACACCAGUGUGGCUGAAAUGAAAUGAAUGAGAUGGAAAGCAGUAGGAAGUGAGGGGCAAGAUCAUCGGGCUCAUCGGCCAGGGUGAAGACUUUUGGCUUUACUCUGGUAGAAAAUGUUGUUAGCCCAAAUAAAUCGAGAUUCUCAGGGAAUGACAGAGUUUCCUGGAGGAGGAAUGGAGGCUCAACACGUUACCCUGUGCCUGACAGAGGCAGUAACGGUGGCAGAUGGUGACAAUUUAGAGAAUAUGGAAGGUGUAAGCUUGCAAGCUGUAACACUUGCAGAUGGUUCCACUGCUUAUAUACAACAUAAUUCUAAAGAUGGAAAACUCAUAGAUGGCCAGGUCAUUCAGCUGGAAGAUGGUUCUGCUGCCUACGUUCAACAUGUACCCAUACCUAAAAGUACAGGGGACAGUUUGCGUUUAGAGGAUGGUCAAGCAGUGCAACUAGAAGAUGGAACGACAGCGUUUAUUCACCACACCUCCAAAGACAGUUAUGACCAGAGCGCCUUACAGGCAGUGCAGCUGGAAGACGGCACCACUGCGUACAUCCACCAUGCGGUGCAGGUCCCGCAGUCUGACACCAUCUUGGCAAUUCAGGCUGAUGGGACGGUGGCAGGUCUGCACACUGGAGAUGCCACGAUUGACCCCGAUACCAUCAGUGCUCUGGAACAGUAUGCAGCAAAGGUGUCCAUUGAUGGCAGUGAAAGUGUAACAGGUACUGGGAUGAUUGGAGAAAAUGAACAAGAGAAAAAAAUGCAGAUUGUCUUACAAGGACACGCUACAAGAGUAACUGCUAAAUCCCAGCAGAGUGGAGAGAAGGCAUUUCGCUGUGAAUAUGAUGGAUGUGGGAAAUUGUAUACAACAGCUCAUCACCUUAAGGUCCAUGAGCGAUCACACACGGGAGACCGGCCUUAUCAGUGUGAGCAUCUAGGCUGUGGGAAGGCAUUUGCAACAGGUUAUGGAUUAAAAAGUCAUGUCAGAACUCAUACAGGAGAAAAGCCAUAUCGGUGUUCAGAAGAUAAUUGUACUAAGUCUUUCAAAACUUCAGGAGAUCUACAGAAACAUAUCAGAACUCAUACAGGUGAAAGGCCUUUUAAAUGUCCUUUUGAAGGCUGCGGUCGGUCUUUUACAACAUCAAAUAUCAGAAAAGUGCACAUUAGGACACAUACAGGAGAAAGACCGUAUUACUGCACAGAACCAGGAUGUGGGAGGGCAUUUGCCAGUGCAACCAAUUAUAAAAAUCACGUGAGAAUACACACAGGUGAAAAGCCAUAUGUUUGUACAGUCCCUGGGUGUGACAAAAGGUUUACAGAAUAUUCCAGUUUAUACAAACAUCAUGUUGUUCACACUCAUUCCAAACCAUACAACUGUAACCACUGUGGGAAGACCUACAAGCAGAUCUCCACGCUGGCCAUGCACAAACGGACAGCCCACAAUGACACUGAGCCCAUCGAGGAGGAGCAGGAAGCCUUCUUUGAGCCUCCCCCAGGUCAAAGUGAAGAUGUUCUUAAAGGGUCCCAGAUCACGUAUGUUACAGGCGUGGAAGGGGAUGAUGUUGUGUCUACACAAGUAGCCACGGUGACACAGUCCGGGUUGAGUCAACAAGUUACACUUAUAUCCCAGGAUGGGACUCAGCAUGUCAACAUAUCUCAAGCUGACAUGCAAGCCAUUGGCAAUACCAUCACAAUGGUAACGCAGGAUGGCACGCCCAUUACAGUCCCUGCUCAUGACGCAGUCAUCUCCUCAGCAGGAACACACUCUGUUGCUAUGGUUACAGCCGAGGGCACAGAAGGACAGCAGGUUGCAAUUGUGGCUCAGGACUUGGCAGCGUUCCAUACUGCCUCAUCAGAAAUGGGGCACCAACAGCACAGCCAUCACUUAGUCACCACAGAAACCAGGCCUCUGACCUUAGUGGCCACAUCCAACGGCACCCAGAUUGCAGUUCAGCUUGGAGAACAGCCAUCUCUGGAAGAAGCCAUCAGAAUAGCAUCUAGGAUCCAACAAGGAGAAACGCCAGGGUUGGAUGAUUAGUCCUCGAAACAGUGGAGCACUACAUCGGGAGGAGCCUUUCAUCUUCAGGCAGCAGACAUCCAAGAGCCCGGGCCCAGGAAAAUUAGAGUUUUUCCAUUCCUGACAUACUGUACACAUUUUUAUGCAAGAGUGGAGAACAUUUUAUUCUUGAUGCUUUUGUGUAUAUAACUCUUGGAAUAGAUUCCCAAACUGAUUCAUUGUGUACAAGGAUGUAUGAAAUUAGGGCAAUAUGGUAAAUUUUCACGUUACUGUUUUAUCACUUUGCAAACUCCUAGAGUCUACGUGCAAGAUCAGUGGAGUCUUUCGGAGUCUUACGAUGGAUUUUUAACUUACUGUGAAAAAAUAAAAUAAAGGCUGUAUCUAAAACGUCAAAGGUUCUAUACUUCAAACAAUCAAUUCCAAAAGCCAUCAUGGAUAAUAAAGGAUGUAAAGCCUUCGGAUAUUUCCCCAAGUUAAUAGAGUGUCUGCAGUUUUUGUUCUACUGUAUACUUGUAUGUUUUUAUUUGUACCUCACGGUUUGAAGACUAUUCAUUACAGUUUUCCAUCCCUGUUAAAAUACCACCUCUUCAAGCUGAAAUGCUAAUUAUAUUGAAUUGGAUCCAUUACAUUGGAUUAUGUAUGAAAUGACAAAGUUUGGUUAUUUAAAAUUAAAAAGUUAAAUCCA